AUGGCCGAGCGCGAUGACCGAACGCUGCAUCGCGCGCUCGAACGCGUGGGACCUCGGUUCACGCUCGGGGAUUUGUUGCUCCAGGAGUCCCACGCGCUGGACGCGGACGCGGAGUCGCUUCGCGGACGGGUCAUAAUCGCCGUGGAGCUCGUGGGUGGGCACCUCGACGUCGAUCGCGAGACGAACGAGGUGGUGUACGUCGUGCCGAGACGCGUGCGAGCGGUGGUGAUGGCGCGAGACGUGCAGGCGCGCGCGGCGGCGGCGAGAAGGGCGGCGCAGCGAAGCGCGAUGCGGGUCGUCCGAGCGGCGUUCGGGACGUUUUUAGUCGUCAGCGCGGCGUUGACGACCAUGGCGGUGGUAGCGGUGAUCGUAAUCGCGAUGUCCAGAGGGCACGGGGGUAAUCGAGGCGGGGGUGGUGGGGGGACGGUGUUCGUCGGACCGAACGCGGAUUUUUGGUACUACCUCUACAUGAGAGACCUCAUCGAUUUGAUGCUGUGGAACGACAUGGCGAGGAGGGAUCGGGCGAUGUACGAGCGUGCUCGGUAUGGAGUCGAAUCGGAAGUCGUGAAGCCGGGGAACAUUGGUCAAGCGGGCGGUUCAGGCGGCGGACCGGGUGGCGGACCGGAUGAAGACGCGAGACGGGACGAUCCCGAGCGCGGUCGACCGAACGCAGCGAACGUUCCCGGGAGACGACGCGCGAACGGGAAUGAAGAUGAUGACGGUGAUGACGACGAAGACGAGGACGAUUGGCUCGAUCGAGGAAGAGAAUUGACCUUUGUGGAGUCCAUUUUUGCCUUUGUCUUUGGACGAGGCGAUCCAAACGAGCGCCUGGAAACGAGACGUUGGCGCGCGGUCGGUGCCCUGCUGCGCGUGAACAAGGGGUGCGUGUACGCCGAACAAGUCGCACCAUUCUUAGAUUCAUACCUUCUGAGCAAAGAGGAUCACAACGAGGUCAAGAAUGGACUAUUUGCGAGCAUCUUUGAUGUCGUCAGCCACGCGCGACGCAUUUUCAGGAAAAAGCAGGCAGAGAACGAAAGAGAUACGUCGAAGAUGCACGAGGGCUACAUGUUGGAGGUAUUGACGCGUUUCGGCGGUCACGCGGAGGCCUCGGACGACGGCAAGCUCAUUUACGUGUUCCCGAGUCUUCAGGUGACAACCAUUGCCGAGGCGGCGGCGUCUAGUCGAUCAACGCCCGGGAGAGCCGUUCCACCGCCGACGCCGCCGCCGAUUUACGAACGAGUUAGACCUCUGUGGGAGAGCGGGCCUAAGAUGCCCCUCGUCGUUGCGCUCGGUUUCCUGAAUAUUUUCAUGAUUUACGUCUUCCACGCCUUGGGCGGAAUGGACCUCAAGCCGCGAGAGCGCGUUCCGCUCGAGCCCAGACAAAAGCAGACGAUGGGACGUCGCGCCGGUCGAUUUCGCGAUGACUCUCCCGUGGCCAUCGAUAUCUCCGAUGAGCCACCUUUGGUGAUCCUGUUCCUCGAGCUCUUCCCUUGGCUCUGUCGCAUCAUGAUGCCGCUCCUGGUCGUGUACGCGACCAUUUUCUUCGUGAUGCCCACGUCGCGGGCGCUCUGCGUCGCCAUCGAGAAUCGGCGCGUUGUUCGUCGGAACGACAUCCGAAAGCGUCGAGCACUGGAAACGUUUAACAUGGCGAUUCAAGAGACGGAGAAACAGGCUCGAGCGCGAGGCAAACAGAAUCUAGAAGUCAUCGCGUAG
Molecule: messenger RNA, 1713 nt
Organism: Ostreococcus tauri
Lineage: Eukaryota; Viridiplantae; Chlorophyta; Mamiellophyceae; Mamiellales; Bathycoccaceae
Product: unnamed product
Exons: 1
Coding region: 1-1713 (570 amino acids)
Source: RefSeq, a predicted model, not a curated record